UAAUUUUCAAUCGCUUUCAGGCUUCUAAUCAAUAUCAGUGCGUGAGGAUAAUUACGGUUGUGUGUGUGUGUGUGUGUAUUUGUGUCAGAUCAAGAGAAACGGGCAGAACGACAGCUAAAAGAACAUGAAUAGGUUACAUAAAAAAUCACAAGGAGUUUGCACAAUGUGUUGUAGUGCUUAGUUCAGACGUAAGCAUACAAGUAAUAAUCAAAGAACAGACAUGGAGAGACUUGAAGUGUAAACACACAGAGAGAAAAGACAGGUAAAUAAAUACAGGUUCCCAUAAACUCAUCCCUUAACCAUCAGUGGGGUGUGUGUGUGUGUGUGUGUGGGAGAGAGCUGAAUAAGUGUAUAAAAGUGAGAAAGGUUUAGUGAGUUUGGAAGAGUAUUAGCCCAAGUGAGAGUAGUGCCAGAGGGAGGGUGGAAGGAGGGCUAGAGAGAGAGAGAGAGGAGGAGGAGGAGGAAAGGGUGGAACAGAGGUACUGUAUGAAGAAGAGGGAGAGUGAGGGGAGAGGGCGAGACAGACGGCAGGAGGCAGGAGCCCAGACAGGACCCAGUGACAGACAGAACACCAGAGAGAAAGUGUCAUGAUAGCGCGCUGGCUCUGUUCAAGGAAUUCCCCUGCGGUGAUGUCUCAAAAGUGACGAGUGGACGUGGAGGUGACGCCCGAGGAGUGAGCCACACAGGAUUGCGCACCAGGGAAACAGCUCAGGGUGGCGCUCGCUCCCGACAUGACAGCUCAUCCGUUUGGAAAUUAAACACAAAGUGACAGGGGAACAAAUUGAGGACCUGCAGCCAAAGGGGGAGGACCCAGUGGGACUGCUGGACUCUCUCAUCCCCUCUCUCUCUUGCUCUCUCUCUCUCUCUCUCUCUCUCUCUUACUCAUCUCCUACUUCCUUCUGCCCCAACUGCCCUGAUGGCAGCCAAUAUCUGCCCCUCUCCAGGAGCCAGCCAGCGGGACAGCCUCUCGUCUCCCCUUUAACCUCCGCAUCACCUCUCCCCUAAUCCUCCACUCCAGAGCCCUCACAACCCCCUCACCUGGGACACGCACUCAGCAGAAUGUUCUGGAAGCUGGCCUUAGCCAUGCUGCUGGCGUGGAGCCUGUGCAUGACGGCCGACUCUAAGAAGUCCAGGGGGCCCCAGGGCUCCAUCCCGUCGCCAUACAAGCUGAAGGACAACAGCCUGGCGGUGCCCCAGACCCCCGCGCUGCUGCAGCCCAUGGGCAAGCCCGAGGUGCUGGCGUCCAGCCGCGAGGCCUUGGUGGUCACCGAGCGCAAGUACCUGCGCAGCGACUGGUGCAAGACUCAGCCGCUGCGGCAGACGGUCAGCGAGGAGGGCUGCGUGAGCCGCACAGUGGUCAACCGCUUCUGCUAUGGCCAGUGCAACUCCUUCUACAUCCCGCGGCACAUCCACACGCCUUCCUCUUCCUCCUCGUCCGGCCAGCGCCAGCAGCGUCAGCGGCGCAAGCAGCCCACGCACGGCGCCUCCUUCCAGUCCUGCGCCUUCUGCCGGCCACACCGGGUCACCACGGUGACGCUGCGCCUGCACUGCCCGGGUCUGGACCCGCCGUUCCGCCACCGGAAGGUGCAGCGUGUGAAACAGUGCCGGUGUGUGUCGGUCAGCGUAAACGACACACAGUGAGGCGCUGGGGGGUGGGGUGGGGGGGGGGGGUGUAAAGCUGCCCCAGCGCUCAGAGGAACCUUGAUGUGGGCCAUAGAUACGAGUCUCUCUCUGUUGCAUGGGGGGCUUUGACGCUUACCCGAUUCUACAGGAAGCGCUGUAUGGACUCACUUCCUGUUUCCAUGGAACAUGUUUCACACAAGACGGGCAUUACUGAGCAGGACUCCUUCACAGGACAGUGUCCAGUCUCGUCACCUCUCGGGUUCUCUGUGCACACCUUUAUUUAAUCUUGGUGGUUGAAUCUGCGGUCACCAAACCCACCUCUUUUGGGAGCUCUCGUGUUAAGGACAAAUGUUUUGAUUGCUCUGAACUUCGCCUGUAGGGGACAGAGUGGACAGAGGAGCGCUCUGAACUCUGACCUCUCUUCUUGACCGGAGGUCAACUGUCUCUUGAACCUUACCCUCUUCCCUCCUCCUUGGCCUGAGUCCAAACACUCUUUCUGAGGCAAUGCAGAUAAGAGGAGUCCCCAGUGUCUGAGCCCCCCCUCUCAAACACCCCCUCUGGAGCUCAGAGACAAGACUUCAACAUGAGCCAUAACCACGGAGGAAGAUGGACAACUGAGCAAAAAAACAAUAGAACUAAGACUGAUAGGAAAAAAACAGAACUCAAUUGAUCCACCAAUGGCCUUUCAGGGCAAUGUGUGUGUGUGUGUGUGUGUGUGUGUGUGUGUAGCCAAUGAGUGUUUAGGUUGCAAUCCCAGAGCACCGUUGUCUGUCGAAAGCCACUACAUUCUCCACCACAUAUACCUUCUUUUGUACCACAGAUAUAUUUAACAAGAGUAUCCUGAUAGAUAAAGGAAUUUAUAUAUGAUAAAGGUACUGAAUAAUUUUAAAU
Molecule: messenger RNA, 2514 nt
Organism: Alosa sapidissima (American shad)
Lineage: Eukaryota; Metazoa; Chordata; Actinopteri; Clupeiformes; Clupeidae
Gene: grem2a
Product: gremlin 2, DAN family BMP antagonist a
Exons: 2
Coding region: 1060-1641 (193 amino acids)
Biological process (GO): animal organ morphogenesis
Molecular function (GO): receptor ligand activity; BMP binding
Source: RefSeq, a predicted model, not a curated record